GUUAUUGAUGCAACUUCAUUAGGUUGGGGCACCAGAGUGAAAGGCUUCAUUGCUUGUUUUGCAAUAGGAUGCCUGUGCUCCCUCUUGGGUAGUUGUCUGCUAUGGGUACCAACGAAAGGGCUGGUGCUCUUUGCAGUGUUUUAUACACUGGGGAAUAUUGCAUCUAUUGGGAGCACUCUUUUUCUUAUGGGACCAAUGAAACAAUUGAAAAGGAUGUUUGAGCCUACACGUUUGAUUGCCACAAUUGUUAUGCUGUCGUGUCUCAUACUAACACUGUGUUCUGCUUUCUGGUGGCCUAAGAAAGGACUUGCGCUCCUUUUCUGCAUUUUACAGUUUUUUGCCUUGGCAUGGUACAGCAUUUCCUUCAUACCAUUUGCAAGGGAUGCUGUGAAGAAAUGUGUUUCGGUCUGUCUGUCCUAA
Molecule: messenger RNA, 420 nt
Organism: Phaethon lepturus (White-tailed tropicbird)
Lineage: Eukaryota; Metazoa; Chordata; Aves; Phaethontiformes; Phaethontidae
Gene: SFT2D2
Product: SFT2 domain containing 2
Exons: 7
Biological process (GO): vesicle-mediated transport
Cellular component (GO): membrane
Source: RefSeq, a predicted model, not a curated record